Molecule: messenger RNA, 1710 nt
Organism: Leptopilina heterotoma
Lineage: Eukaryota; Metazoa; Arthropoda; Insecta; Hymenoptera; Figitidae
Exons: 1
Coding region: 1-1710 (569 amino acids)
Molecular function (GO): nucleic acid binding; zinc ion binding
Source: RefSeq, a predicted model, not a curated record
AUGGAUGCUCUUAAGAGGCAAAGGAGAACCCAAAGAGCUCUUUUUACCAGGAGUUUUAAUUCAUUUAUAACGGAAUUUGAUAGCGAGGGUACGAAAGAAGAGAAAUUAGUUGCCUUUCAGAUGUUGGAGAGCAAAAUGACGGACUUGGACACAAUUCAUUUCAAUUUCACGCAACAGCUUUUUGAAGAGGUGGAAGACGAGGAAGAAAUAACUAGAGAAUUAGAGACUAAUGAUACUUAUAAGAAACAAUUUCUAUCAGCAAAAAUGAAAGUUUCUACAUUGACGACACAGGCGGUGCAUUCUCAGCAACCUACGUUUGUUUCGCCUGCGGUAGCUGUUCAGAAAACUUUGAAUCUGCCAAAAAUCGAGUUACCGAAAUUCAACGGACAUAUAAAAGACUGGCUGCCAUUUUGGACGCAGUUCAACAAAAUCCACAGUGACGACUCUAUCAAUAAGGAGGAUAAAUUCCAAUAUUUACUUCAGGCAGCAGUAUCAGGUUCUCGUGCAAGUGAUUUAAUUAGCAGUUUCCCUUCGACGGCGGAAAAUUACGACAAGGCGAUCAAAAGUUUAAAAAAUCGAUUUGGUCGUGAUGACGCCGUAGUGGAAUUUUAUGUGCGGGAGUUACUUGGUUUAGUGUUACAAAACGCUUCAAAGCACGAUAAGAAUUCGUCAAUUUCAAUAAUUUACGACAAAUUAGAAUCUAAUAUUCGUGCUUUGGAGACGCUUGGAGUGACGACCGAUAAAUGUACGGCAAUGCUGUACCCUCUUGUGGAGUCAUCCCUACCCGAAGAGGUGCUUCGUGUAUGGCAGCGGAAUGGAGUACGGGAAGGUGGUGAUAAUAGAAAUCCUGAGGAACACAAGGAUAGAUUAUCGAGAUUAUUGGAAUUUUUACAACGAGAAGUGGAGAAUGAAGAACGGAUCGAGAUGGCGCUUUCAGGUUUUGGUGUUUCGGCAGAUCAAGAGAAGGCGAAAAAACAUAGAGGUAAAGUAGAUCAUAUUCGAGAUAUUCCUACCGCGCAUACUCUUGUUACUAAAAAUAUUGAAAGAACGGUAGUUUGUAUAUUUUGUACAUUGUCUCAUGAGAGUCGAGAUUGUGAGAUGGCGCGUAAGCUUGAUUUAAAUAAGAAACGGGAAAUAGUAAAAAAGGAGAACGCAUGUUUUUAUUGUUUGAAGAAGGGACACAUUUCAAGAACGUGUAGAAUAAGAAUUAAAUGUGAGUGGUGUUCAUGUAGACACGUUCUUUUGAUGUGUCCAAGUUUUCUUUCUAAAGAUUCUACGGAAAAUAACUCGGGCGAUAAGGAUAAAAUUGUAAAAGAACAUAACUUGACGAAUUUUUGUGACUCACCCGAGGUUUAUUUACAAACGUUGAAAGUCAAGCUGUAUUCGCAAUCAAGGGAAAAAGUUGUUAGAGUUUUAAUCGAUUCAGCUUCUCAACGUUCUUAUAUUAGAACAUGUAUUGCGAAAGAAUUGGGUUACGAAAUAAAGGGUAAACAAGAGAUAAUUCAUUCAUUGUUCGGGGGAAUAAAAUCGAAAUGUGAAAGCCACGAUGUUUAUUUAAUUCAUAUGAAAAGUAUUGAUAAUUCUUACGCGUGUAAUUUUUCUGUAAUGGAUCAAAACACAAUUUGUGAUUCGAUACCGGGAGUAAGAAGUGAAGAGUGGGUGCAACAUUUGCGAAAAAAUCGAGAAAACGGAAAAAAUGGUUCGCGAUAA